GGUGGAGCCGAUUGCGUGGUGGAGAUGGCAAGCCUUCCGGGCGACCAGAUACCACGUCGAAUGGAGUCACGGUUCCAAGCGAAGGGCGGCAUUCGAGCUGCGCAUCGUCGGGGCCUCCCGGGCCUCUGCAGGGCGCGGCCCUCAACCCGGGCUCGGCCGUGCACGGCACAGGCGACUGCAGCCCCUGCGCGUGGUUCUGGAAGAAGAAGGGCUGUUCCAACGGGCAGCAGUGCGAGUUCUGCCACAUUUGUCCCGAAGGGGAGCUGAAGAAUCGCAAAAAGCAGAGGCAGCAGGACAAGAAGGCUGGCGAGACGAAGCCGUCUGGGCGCUACGUAUCAAAGAGUGACGGCUCGAUGCCGGACAGGCGCGGCAAGCGAGGCAACCAAGACGAGCGGGCGGGGAGCAGCGCCUCCUCUACAUCCUGGGCUCAAGGCAAAGGCGGCAGCGAGCCAGCUUUCCAUUACUCCCACGCCAGCAGCAGCCACUUGUUCCACAAUCCAGGCUUCGUGCCGCCGAGGGCGCCGCCAGGGCUGGAGGCGAUGCCGACAUGGCCUGGAUACCGCGUACCACGUUCUCCUGGUGGAUAUGCCAGACAACCUUCGUCGGGAACUUCUUCUCCGUGGAAGGACACCUCCCACGCGAAGGUGCUGCGCUUGGACAACAUGCUGUAGCGGCGUCAUGCUUUUUUUUAUCUGGUGUGCAUUUUCUCUCCACUCCCGUCCUCCCCAUUACUCAUAAAAUUUCGUUAUCCAGAUCCUCCUCUUCCUCUUCCUCCUCCCUCCUCACCCCCUCCUCAUCGGCCUCCUGCCAAUGCAUCGUGGCCAUGUUGCCGUCCACAAGCCCUGUACGCGCCGUGUCGAAGCGAACUCGGGAUUGGCAAUGUCAAGCCUGUAGCAUGUGAAGCAUCGCGCACGUAGACCCCAGAGGCUGGGCAGGGUUGGGGGGGUUCGCCUAUUCUUCCUUCUUUUCCUGCUACUCGCCCUCCCCCUUGUCACCUCGUCCUAGUUGCCGCCCGCGAAGUGGUAGCUAGAGAGCGUGGAUGCAUGGCGCGGGGCCACUCGCCCGCCCCACGAGACUCGCAGGAGCGCCUCAAAGGGGCAAUCCGCGCAACUCUGUGCAGGGUGGAUGGGGUCGCAGGGCCAGGCCCCGCCCCCCCAUCCCCUUCUCUCGAGGAGGCGGGACCCGUCCGAGAGGGCGUGAAUGUUGGCGGCCGGCUGCCAUGGAUGUGGACGGGCCGUCCCCCAUCUCAAGGGGCUGGCCGACGCAGCCAUGGCAGCGGCUAGUCGAAGGACAUAUCGCGGCACCUACCGGGAACGAGCCCGGGGCCAGAUCCGGGUAGGAGGAGGAGCACGAG
Molecule: messenger RNA, 1354 nt
Organism: Prorocentrum cordatum
Lineage: Eukaryota; Dinophyceae; Prorocentrales; Prorocentraceae
Source: the annotation of a GenBank genome assembly